Messenger RNA from Labrus bergylta (ballan wrasse), 2201 nucleotides. RefSeq names its product phosphoglycerate kinase 1 (gene pgk1). Gene Ontology annotation, biological process: gluconeogenesis; glycolytic process. Gene Ontology annotation, cellular component: cytosol. Lineage: Eukaryota; Metazoa; Chordata; Actinopteri; Labriformes; Labridae. Gene Ontology annotation, molecular function: phosphoglycerate kinase activity; ADP binding; ATP binding. The record is from RefSeq and is a predicted model, not a curated record.
GCACUAAGGUCACUGCUGUCAUUCGGUCGCUCUCUAGCCGAAGCAAAGAAGCGGAGGACACCCAGCCAGGAAGGUGCAGGAAAGACCAAACAAAACAAGCAACAUGUCUCUGUCUAACAAACUCACACUGGACAAGGUGGACGUGAAGGGGAAGAGGGUCGUCAUGAGGGUUGACUUCAACGUUCCAAUGAAGGACAAGCAGAUCACAAACAACCAGAGGGUCAAAGCAGCCGUUCCCAGCAUCCAGCACUGCCUGGACAACGGGGCCAAGUCAGUGGUCCUGAUGAGCCACCUGGGCCGUCCUGACGGAAACGCCAUGCCAGAGAAAUACUCCCUGGAGCCUGUCGCCGCUGAGCUCAAGAGCCUGCUGGGGAAGGACGUCACCUUCCUGAAGGACUGUGUGGGUGGAGAGGUGGAAGCCGCCUGCGCUAACCCCGCCGCUGGGUCCGUCAUCCUGCUGGAGAACCUCCGCUUCCACGUGGCAGAGGAGGGGAAGGGCAAGGACGCCUCCGGAAACAAGACCAAAGCCUCCCAGGCGGAGAUCGACUCCUUCAGGGCGUCUCUGUCCAAACUCGGAGAUGUUUAUGUCAACGAUGCUUUUGGCACGGCUCACAGAGCCCACAGCUCCAUGGUGGGAGUGAAUCUGCCUCAGAAGGCGGCCGGUUUCCUGAUGAAGAAGGAGCUGGACUACUUCGCCAUGGCUCUGGAGAAACCUCAGAGGCCCUUCCUGGCCAUCCUCGGAGGAGCGAAGGUGAAGGAUAAGAUCCAGCUGAUCAACAACAUGUUGGAUCAAGUCAAUGAGAUGAUCAUCGGCGGCGGCAUGGCCUUCACCUUCCUCAAAGUCCUCAACAACAUGGAGAUCGGUACUUCUCUGUACGACGAGGAGGGAGCCGGCAUCGUGAAGGACCUGAUGGCCAAAGCUGAGAAGAACGGCGUCAAGAUCACGCUGCCCGUCGACUUCAUCACUGCCGACAAGUUUGACGAGAACGCCACUACAGGCGUUGCAAAGGUCGCUGAUGGCAUCCCCGCCGGCUGGAUGGGUUUGGACUGUGGACCGGAGAGCUCAAAGGCGUACGCCGAGGCGGUGGGCAGGGCCAAGCAGAUCGUGUGGAACGGGCCUGUGGGUGUGUUUGAGUGGGAAAACUUUGCCAAAGGGACAAAGAGCCUGAUGGACAAAGUGGUCGAGGUGACCGCAAAAGGCUGCAUCACAAUCAUCGGUGGGGGCGACACUGCCACCUGCUGUGCCAAGUGGGACACAGAAGACAAGGUCAGCCAUGUGAGCACAGGAGGCGGAGCCAGCCUGGAGCUGCUGGAGGGUAAAGUCCUGCCAGGUGUGGACGCACUGAGCAGUGCCUAAACUUCCAAUCAGACCACUGCAGUGUGUGUGUGUGUGUGUGUGUGUGUGUGUGUGUGUGGACAUAUGUGUGAGGAAGAGUGUGUGUGUAUGAGAGGUGGGUAGCUCCUCAGCCAGAUUCCUGUUUACUCCUGAAAACCGACUUCAUUAGCAAAAAUGCCUCCACUUUACCAAUCAUUUAAUCUGGUGUUAAGUUUUUAUUCUUUAAGUUCUGACCCUCGAGGAGAUCAUGUCUUUACCCUCCGAUGUGUCAACGCUCACUGACUGUAACACAGAGAGCCGUCUGCCUUACAGAAACUCCUCAAGUCAAGCUGCAAGUCAUUGAAUGACCUUUUUUUUUUUAAAGGUGAAAAAUUAAGACGGAAAAAGAUGAAAUGGAAACUAUUUUUUGCCCAGAUGUUGUCCUGCUGAGUGGACGCUGAAACACAGCAGAUACAGUGAUACUUCCACCUAAAUCUGGGUUUGAGUCCAGACUGAAUCUGAGUUCAGACUGAGUGACUUGGGUUCAAACUGAGUCUGAUUUAGGGUUACAAUUUUGUCUGAGUCCGGGUUUGAUUUGAGUCCAAAUCAGGGAUCCUUGAGGCUGAACAUGAGGUUCAAUCAGAGUCUGAAUCUGGAUUUGAUCAGAGUUGGAACCUGGGUUUCUUUUGCUUAGUCACCCUCGGAGUGUUACACCCCAUCCUGAGUGUGUACACACACAUACAGUAUAUAUAUAUAGUAACGGUUCAUGUGAGUGUGUGUGAUCUGGCUCUAUCCUCUGUCCUCUUCGGUUGUUUGUCUCUGAAUGGCUUCAGUCUGAAACGUCGAUCUGUUCACGUUAAUAAAACUGUCUCUGUGUAAAAACCUU